GUCCGGUGUGGGGCGGGGGGCGGCGGCGGUCGCGCGACCCGGAAGUUUUAGCCGCGCUGCGCCGGAGGCGGAGGAAUCACUUCCGGAAACGUCGUCUUCCUGCUGGAAAAUCCUGACAUGCGUGAACAAACACCGUGCGCCAGAAAACGUGUUCUGCUCACAUACAUGUAGGACGGGUGUGAGGAUCACGUGCGCAGAGACGACGACGGUGCACCCAACGCGGGUCACAGCCUCUAGGGGUCACAGCGUCUAGGGGUCACCGUAAUUCGGAAUAUCCGGGGUAGCAGAGGGAGUGUAGCUCAGUGGUCGGCCAUGGACAGCAGAGCACCCCGCGCUGUCUGCCCCCUCUCCCACCCCAGUUUCGUUUCCCGACUCCGUAAGCUGUCACGUGAUGCGCCCAGGUCACGCGAUCGAUGCGCGUGAGGCUUGGUUCCGCCGCGCGGUCGCCCGUCCCGGGUCGUGUGGCUCAAUAGGGAGUUCAACCCGACGUCUCCCAGUCACCCCCGUGUCCCGCGCGCGCGGAUGCUGCAGGCUCGGGUGCAGGAGAGCAGGGCCCGGACUCGAACCCCCAGCCCGGGAUGGCCCGAGAGGACACGGGGGCCCCGCCCACCCGACUCUGGGUCCACUGUGAGGGUGUCUACCGCGACGAGCACCAGCGCACGUGGGUCGCUGCUGCAGAAGAGGACACAGCCACCCUAAAGGCUCGGGUCCGGCGAGUUCCAGUUCCUCUGGGUGACGCUUCGAAGCCCCGUGACCUCCUGACCUCACCGCUGCCUCUCAUGUGGCAGCUCUACCCCGAGGGGCGGUACAUGGACAACAAGUCCCGCCUCUGGCAGAUCCGGCGUCAUUCAGUGGUCAGGGGGGCGCAGGAGCUGCUCCUACAACUUCUGCCAGAAACCUGACCCGCUACGCGGUUCCACUUCCGCUUCCUGGAACACGCGCGAUUGUACUUCCGCUUCAAGGUUCACACAUGAUUAUACUUCCGCUUCCUUGUUUUAGUUCCCAGCCCUGGGUGUGCAGGCGAGGCGCCCCUCAGUUCCGUGCGUCACGUGACCAUCGCUUUCUGCACCGCAGCCGCCGCCCACCCUCGGCCUCCGUGAUGGGGGGAAGGGUUGGGGGAGGAGGGCAAGAGCGGAGCUUCGAGGGAAGGGCUGUGGAGAGCGCGGCGUCAUCGUCACUGGGACAGGUUAGCGCCAUGCGAGGGCAGGGGCAGAGUCAGGGCCCGGAAGUGACGCCUUUGGGAGCAGCCACCAAACCCUCGAUGGACGCCGAUGGCCGAACCCGCAGCACCUGGGACCCGGUCGUGAUUGACAGGGAAGAGAGCGGCAUCUGCAGGACCCACGCGGGUUUCCCACCCCUGGCGCCGAGCGCUCAAGGGAUUCUGGGAGGGAAAGACGAGUCGCACCUCUGAUUGGCACCUCUCUUUGAUUGACACCUCUCUCUCGAGAGGCCGUAGCCACCAACGUUGCUGAUCCCUGGGCAGCGUCCGUGCGAACUGUGAGGAAUUUCGGGGGUGAAAACAUGCACAGCGGUUCAUGCACAUCGAAGUCGGGUUUUGCUUUUUGGGAUAAGUUUGGGGCCCAGAGCAAUGGUGCGGACCUGAAAUUCCAGCUGUGUGGGAGACCAAUGUGUGCACUUUG
Molecule: messenger RNA, 1640 nt
Organism: Rattus rattus (black rat)
Lineage: Eukaryota; Metazoa; Chordata; Mammalia; Rodentia; Muridae
Gene: Mtcp1
Product: mature T cell proliferation 1
Exons: 4
Coding region: 579-902 (107 amino acids)
Biological process (GO): positive regulation of peptidyl-serine phosphorylation
Molecular function (GO): protein serine/threonine kinase activator activity
Source: RefSeq, a predicted model, not a curated record